CACCAGACAAUCGCCGUCGUACACGCCAUUAUGUCGGCGGUUCACGGCGUUUGCAUCUUGUCCAUGCUCGGGGGCUCGCUCUGGCAGCGUUCCUUGGCCUUCACGCCGUGGUCGUCUUGUGCCGCGGAUUCGGACAACGAAGACUCGACCAAAGUGCGCUCAAACACCGUCUUCGAGAGCUUGUCGACCAUUUACGACCGAGUCACGGCCCCAUUUGCCGUGGAAAGCGACUACUUCUACGCCGUGCUGAUAUGCCGCGAAGUCGUUGAGACCGCGUUACAGACCGCGCAAGCCCACCGGAUGAGCAUCUUGCUGCCACGAGUAAUGCUCAACCGCUUCUACUUCGUGUUGCUGGCUGUCAAUUGCCUGUCGGCGGUGGUUCUCCACUCGCUCUUCUUCAAGAACAACGAGGCCCGAAGAAGGUUCGCGUGCAUUGUACUAGACUGUGCGCUGGACCUCGUGGCGUGCAUGGGCGUG
Messenger RNA from Phytophthora sojae, 477 nucleotides. RefSeq lists its product as hypothetical. Lineage: Eukaryota; Oomycota; Peronosporomycetes; Peronosporales; Peronosporaceae. The record is from RefSeq and is a predicted model, not a curated record. The transcript has a single exon. The annotation marks the transcript as partial.